This is a messenger RNA of Paramormyrops kingsleyae, 5997 nucleotides long. It is a transcript of the gene tjp2b, whose product is annotated as tight junction protein 2b (zona occludens 2). Gene Ontology annotation, biological process: establishment of endothelial intestinal barrier; cell-cell junction organization; protein localization to cell-cell junction. Lineage: Eukaryota; Metazoa; Chordata; Actinopteri; Osteoglossiformes; Mormyridae. The record is from RefSeq and is a predicted model, not a curated record. Gene Ontology annotation, cellular component: plasma membrane; bicellular tight junction. Gene Ontology annotation, molecular function: cell adhesion molecule binding.
UACAAAUUAAUAUACUGUUUAGGCACUUGUUCAAAAGCAGUCUUUUCAUAGAUAUUCAGAGGAAUACAAAGAAAAUGAAGAGGUUUAUUUAUGGAGAAGAUGUCUGUUAAAGCGGAUGUCCGUAGCUCUGUUGUAAAGGAAUAAGGCUCAGGUGACUGCUGUAUUAUGUUUCAGCAUCGAGAGGGCAGCUCUGACUGGCUGGGCUCUAAGCAGGUGUGGUGCUGGCUAGCCUAUGUCCCUCUGUCUGUUCUUUUUGUUUCCCUCCAUCAAUCUGCAAAACACUUUGGGAGGCUUGGCGUUCGAGAGGGAGAAAGUCUUUGCUCUUGAAUCUUUUUUCCUUUUUUUUUGUCUUGCGCGAGCUGUACUUGAUGGUCGCAGGGUGGAUUUCACCUGAGCAAGCAAGCGGGGAGCUUUGAGAGCCGCUGUUCACAUGCUUCUCCAGCUCUUUACACUGGGCGCACAAAAUGGCUGUCAGAUUCCGAAGACAGACCUCAGGAAUGGAGGAGACCAUCUGGGAGCAGUACACUGUGACAUUACAGCGGGACUCCAAGAUGGGGUUUGGCAUCGCGGUGACGGGCGGGCGGGACAACCCCAACGUGGAGAGUGGGGAGACGUCCAUCAUCGUGUCAGAUGUUCUCCCAGGAGGCCCAGCUGACGGACAGCUCUACGAAAAUGACCGUGUUAUUUUGGUCAACACCAUCCCCAUGGAUAAUGUGCCUCACUCAUUUGCUGUGCAGCAACUGAGAAAAUGUGGGAAAGUAGCCAAAAUUACAGUGAAGAGGCCCCGCAAGGUUCCCGUCCAGACCAUAAAGACGCCCCCCUCCCCCGAAGCGCACGACUGGCCGUCCGACUACGAGGAGUACGAGCGGCACAGCAGCCUCAGCAGCCGCAAACCCAGCUGGGCCGAGGGGAACGGGGGCCUGGGCUACCCCCGCAAACGGGACCAAAGCUUGGAGCAGGAGCGGGGGAGGGGCGCGUACCUGGAACCCGAUUACCGAACCCGCGGAUAUGGCCGCGACCAGGAGUACGGCCGGGGCAGGAGUGUGGAGCGCGACGAGCGGGACUACCGGAGGGACGGCAGCAGGGGGCGCACUCUGAGCCGCGAGCUUAGCCCUGAGCGCCGUUACCCGAAGGAUCACAGCAGGGGGCGCAGCGUCGACCGCGAUCGCGACCUCAGUAGUCCCACCCAGACCUACAACAACCGCGAUCUCAGCUACGAGCGCCGGAGAAUUGAGCCGCGCACGGAUGAGCGGAUGCUGCGGAGCCGCAGCAGGGAGCAGCUGCCGGACCGCUCCCCAUCCCCCGACCCGCGCUCCCACGACGGCGACCGGGAGCCCCUGGAGAAGCCCAUCAACGUGCUCCUAGUGAAGAACCGGCCCAACGAAGAGUACGGCCUUCGCCUGGGCAGUCAGAUCUUCAUCAAAGAGAUGACCAGCACAGGCCUGGCAGCCAAGGAUGGGAGCCUCCGGGAAGGCGACAUUAUUCUCAAGAUCAACGGGACGGUCACGGAGAACCUGUCCCUGGCCGAUGCCGGGAAGCUGAUUGAGAAAUCCCGGGGAAAGCUGCAGCUGGUGGUCCAGCGGGACCGGAGGCAGAUCCUGAUCCGCAUCCCCGCUCUGGCAGACAGCGACUCGGAGCCCGAUGACAUCUCUGAGAUCGAGUCGUAUCGCUCCUACUCCCCGCAGGAAGACAGACGCUCCCGUCAUUCGGACCUCUCCUCGCAUUCGUCAAACGAGAGGAUACGCGAGAAGCCCGGGGAUGACCCCCCGAGCAAACAGGGCAGGGCGGGUAGCAUGCCAUCCUCUUUCCGAGGGUCCGAGGACAACCAUCCCCAGCAGGAGCACGCAGAGGAGCCGCGAACGGAGGAGCCCCCUGCUGUCGUUAUUGCAACUCCAAAAAUCCUUCUGAGGCCCAGCCCAGAGGACGAAGCCACUUAUGGGAGCAACACUGCGAUGGUGAGCUUCCAGAAAGGCGAAAGUGUCGGUCUGCGCCUGGCUGGGGGCAACGAUGUGGGUAUCUUCAUCGCAGGAGUCCAGGAGGGCAGCCCAGCCGAGGAAGAGGGGCUCCAGACCGGGAACCAAAUCCUGAAGGUGAACAAUGUCGACUUCAGGGGCCUCGUCCGAGAGGAAGCGGUGUUGUUCUUGUUGGAGAUACCCAAAGGGGACACCGUGACCAUACUGGCACAGAGCAAGUCCGAUGUUUACAAGGACAUCCUGGCAUCCGGCCGAGGGGACUCGUUCUUCAUCAGGACCCACUUUGAGUAUGAAAAGGAGUCUCCACAGGGUCUGUCCUUCUCACGGGGAGAGAUCUUUAAGGUGGUGGACACCCUAUAUGAUGGAAAACUGGGCAACUGGCUGGCUGUUCGAGUAGGAGGAGACAACCGGCUUCUGGAGAAGGGCAUCAUUCCGAAUAAAAGCAGGGCUGAUCAAAUGGCCAGUGUGCAGAACUCUCAAAAGGGGGCAGGAAACGACAGGGCAGAUUUCUGGAGGUUGCGUGGCCAAAGGGCAGCUCGGAAAAAGGACCUUCGGAAGACCCGCGAUGAUAUGGGUUCCACCCCCAUUGGUACCCGGUUCCCUGCCUACGAGAGGGUGGUCUUACGAGAAGCUGGUUUCAAGAGACCUGUGGUGCUGUUUGGACCCAUCGCCGAUGCAGCUAUUGAGAAGCUAUCCUCAGACCUGCCUAAUGAGUUCCUGAUUGCCAAAACAGAGCCCAAAGAUGCGGGGUCAGAGAAGUCCCCAGGCGUGGUGCGCCUUAACACCAUCCGGCAGAUUAUUGAACAGGAGAAGCACGCUCUGCUGGAUGUGACGCCAAAGGCUGUGGACACACUCAACUACACUCAGUGGUAUCCCAUCGUCAUCUUCUUCAACCCCGACAGCAAGCAGGGAGUGAAGACCAUGCGCCAGCGUGUCAUCCCAGGUUCCGGCCGCAGCUCCCGGAAGCUGCACGACCAGGCGGUCAAGCUGAGGAAGACCUGCUCACAUCUCUUCACUGCCACAAUUGAUCUGAACUCUGCCAAUGACGCGUGGUAUGGGAGUGUGAAGGACUCCAUACGCGAGCAGCAGGCUCAGGCCGUUUGGGUGUCCGAAGGGAAGCUGGACUUGACAGAAGGGGAUCUUGAUCUCCAUGACGAUCGCAUGUCCUACCUCUCAGCCAUGAGUGCCGACUAUCUGAGCAUGGAUAGCCGGCUUGUCAGUGACUGCGACGACACGGCCGAUGAGGGCGGGGCCUACACUGACAACGAGCCGGACGAGCCGAUAGGCGAGCCGCAUGUUUCUGCCAUCAGUCGAUCCUCCGAGCCUGUCCUAGCUGAAGAGCUUUCGAGGCGACCGAGCCCAGAUUCACGAAUACGCAUGAAGACGUUUGGGAUUCGGGAGGCACCUCGGGAAUCUAGCCCCCCUCCUUCCUUUGUCCCUGAAACACCCAAGAUGAAAGCCCAGUCCCGAGACAAGGGGCUUCGCGUACAGCCCAGCCCCCGCAGAGGUUACGACUCUCACUCCAGCAGUCCCACGAGCAGCGAUCACCCACGCAGCCAGGACUCCUACAGCGGAAAGCCCCUACCACCCCCCGUUUCCCUCAAACCCACCUACCAGUCCCGCAUCCCCAGGGGCACGCCUGACAGCCAGCCCCCUGGUGACCGGGCUGGGGUGCCGGAGAGCCCCGAAGACCCAUCCCAGAAGUCCUUUCUUGGCAAGGUGAAAGCUUUCGAGAAGAUGGACCACUUUGCCCGGACGCAGAGGAUGCUGGAGCUGCAGGAAGCCCAGAGCGCCAGGCUGGAAAUUGCUCAGAGGCAUCCGGAUAUCUAUGCGGUUCCUUCGAAGCCACCAAAGGCCGACCUCAGCCGACCGCAACCAAUAGGUUCAAGCUCGCGGCCAGAGCCCCAGACCUCGCCUUCCAAGCAGCCCUACUCUGAGAGCCGGUCACCAUAUUACCACGGCGGGGAAGAGGAGUACCGGCAGCAGCUGGCCGAACAGAACACACGGGGCUACCCUGGCAGCUCACAGCAGUACCAGGACACUGAGCUGUAGAGGCAGCUAUAGAGGCAGACAGCCUCGGCUGGCCACCGGCCACCAUUCCACAGGGUACAUACACUCCCUGCACCGACCUGCUGCUGACUCAGAAGCCUUCCUCUUUUUAAGUUGUCCUUGCUUCUAAGAAGUUCAAAUAUCUGUCCAUGUGGAUAAAAAAAAAAGUUGGAUUUAUUUGUAUUUACUUGUUUUGUUUAUUAAUCAGGAGCCACUUUCUAUUGCCUAUGCAAACAUUUCAGUUUCUACAGAGCAGCUGCAAACGAUCGCCACGUUGUCCCUUUUUCUGACUUCGAACCAAAACUUCUUGACUUUUUGCAGCCCGUUUUGUUACGUUUUUGUUUUUGUAAUCGUCGAAGAGUAAACAACUACCAGUCUGUCUCACCAGGUCAUUUGUAAUUACACGUUUGGUCAUCUUCUCUCCAUCUAUUCCUGCCUUCCUGUGAACACGCUCAGACACACAUGCGCACACUGGGAUUUGCUAAUGUGUUUUUGAAGUGCCUUUUUUCCUUUGAAUACCAUGGUUGUGUGAUGCACGUAGAACAAACGAGCCCAUUGCGAGCAGAGAACCAUCAAAUCUGAAGGGAUAACAGGGAACCAACGACACCAGAACCUUAACGAUAAAUGUCCCCGUCUUCAUUGCGAGCGGUGUGUGGUCAGAACGGUCUCUUUCAGAAUAGGGAUUCUGAGAAGACCGGCUGGAAUAUGAGAGUGUUGUCAUUUGACCACAAAAUUUGAAUGUAUACUACAUCUGCUUGAUUAUAUGUUGGUUUACUAUAUUUUCAUGGAAGAGCUACAGUGUUUCAAACAUGGUUUUCAUUCGCUGCAUUCCGCUUGUUUGGAUAUAACUGUGAGAAGAAUGAGACCAUGGUCGUUUGGUCUUGUGUGAGCCCUUGAAGUUUAAUUUGCUACACCAAAUACAAAUAAAGCUAACAAGUUAAUUUUUUAAAAAGGUAAACAGUAUUAUGAUAAAUAAUAUAAAGACACUUGUUUUUACUGCAGUAUAAAAUGUAUUUUACAAAAGUUUGGUGUUAAAAUAAAUCUCACACAUACUCUCUGUACACAAACUUCGAGCCAUGUCAUUACCCUGGCCUCUGGGAUCCUCACUCUGGAAAAGAAAAAAAAAAACUAAGGAAAUAAUAAAACAGUUCUGUUAAUGUUUCUGCUGUGUUGAACACUUUUUGAUUAGUAAGUUACACUGGUAAAGGAAAUGUUUCAUUACUACGUGAUGUAUAGAUACGUACCUCAAUCCCUGUGGUCUGCUUUUGCAUAUAUUACACAGCUAACCACCAGGGGGAGCUCAAGUUUGUUUCACAAAUACUAUAUAUAGCCUGAGAAAUGUGAUUUAAAUGGAGUUUGGCCCCAAUUUUUUUUAUUGAACAGCUAUAUUGUAUUAUUAUUGAUUAUCAGUUAAGAAAAAUAAAUUAUGUAAUAAACCAGACAAUGUGAUGUUGGGAUGCUGCUACAAUUUAAUUGUAAAUAAUGAAGAGCUCUUAAAAAUCUUUGGUGCUGGAAUGAAAUUCCAAAACUGAAAAUGUACCUGCAGGUAUGGUGCUGCAAAGCUCCAGUGAUACUCUAAUAAUACAGUUGCAGUAUUAUUUGAGUGAAGAUGGAACAACGCAUGACUUGAACAACAUAAAGGGAGUUAAAGGAUGUUAAAAAAGUUGACUGUAAAUGUCACAGUCUCUGCUGUAAGGCAGGAACCCUGUAGGCUGGCAGUCCUCCUCUUCAGGUUAGCCUUACCUUAAUGAUACAUCUCAGUUUUACUGAGAAACCCAAAACUUCUGUGUAACCGAUGCCAGGCCGAGGUACUGCCAAGCUUCUGGCUGAGACUGGAACAUGCCUUAGCAAGUGUCUGAGAGCAGCUGGUCAUUUCCCAUGUGCUCCGAUCUGGCUGUACCAGCCAGCUUUGCAGAAUGGGCUAGGUAAGUGUGGUGGAUAUUUAUUAUAUACACUAUUAAAAGUGAUUAACCCA